AUGGUUGCAUGGGCGGGGAUGGUUGCAUGGUGCAUGGGCGGGGAUGAGUGCAUGGGCGGGGAUGGUUGCAUGGGCGGGGAUGAGUGCAUGGGCGGGGAUGGUUGCAUGGGCGGGGAUGAGUGCAUGGGCGGGGAUGAGUGCAUGGGCGGGGAUGGUUGCAUGGGCGGGGAUGAGUGCAUGGGCGGGGAUGGUUGCAUGGGCGGGGAUGAGUGCAUGGGCGGGGAUGGUUGCAUGGGCGGGGAUGAGUGCAUGGGCGGGGAUGGUUGCAUGGGCGGGGAUGGUUGCAUGGGCGGGGAUGGUUGCAUGGGCGGGGAUGGUUGCAUGGGCGGGGAUGAGUGCAUGGGCGGGGAUGGUUGCAUGGGCGGGGAUGGUUGCAUGGGCGGGGAUGAGUGCAUGGGCGGGGAUGGUUGCAUGGGCGGGGAUGAGUGCAUGGGCGGGGAUGGUUGCAUGGGCGGGGAUGGUUGCAUGGGCGGGGAUGGUUGCAUGGGCGGGGAUGAGUGCAUGGGCAGGGAUGGUUGCAUGGGCGGGGAUGGUUGCAUGGGCGGGGAUGAGUGCAUGGGCGGGGAUGGUUGCAUGGGCGGGGAUGGUUGCAUGGGCGGGGAUGGUUGCAUGGGCGGGGAUGGUUGCAUGGGCGGGGAUGAGUGCAUGGGCGGGGAUGGUUGCAUGGGCGGGGAUGAGUGCAUGGGCGGGGAUGGUUGCAUGGGCGGGGAUGAGUGCAUGGGCGGGGAUGGUUGCAUGGGCGGGGAUGGUUGCAUGGGCGGGGAUGAGUGCAUGGGCGGGGAUGGUUGCAUGGGCGGGGAUGAGUGCAUGGGCGGGGAUGAGUGCAUGGGCGGGGAUGAGUGCAUGGGCGGGGAUGGUUGCAUGGGCGGGGAUGAGUGCAUGGGCGGGGAUGGUUGCAUGGGCGGGGAUGAGUGCAUGGGCGGGGAUGGUUGCAUGGGCGGGGAUGAGUGCAUGGGCGGGGAUGGUUGCAUGGGCGGGGAUGAGUGCAUGGGCGGGGAUGAGAGCAUGGGCGGGGAUGGUUGCAUGGGCGGGGAUGGUUGCAUGGGCGGGGAUGAGUGCAUGGGCGGGGAUGAGUGCAUGGGCGGGGAUGGUUGCAUGGGCGGGGAUGGUUGCAUGGGCGGGGAUGAGUGCAUGGGCGGGGAUGAGUGCAUGGGCGGGGAUGGUUGCAUGGGCGGGGAUGAGUGCAUGGGCGGGGAUGGUUGCAUGGGCGGGGAUGAGUGCAUGGGCGGGGAUGAGUGCAUGGGCGGGGAUGAGUGCAUGGGCGGGGAUGAGUGCAUGGGCGGGGAUGGUUGCAUGGGCGGGGAUGGUUGCAUGGGCGGGGAUGGUUGCAUGGGUGGGGAUGGUUGCAUGGGCGGGGAUGAAUGCAUGGGCGGGGAUGAGUGCAUGGGCGGGGAUGAGUGCAUGGGCGGGGAUGAGUGCAUGGGCGGGGAUGGUUGCAUGGGCGGGGAUGGUUGCAUGGGCGGGGAUGGUUGCAUGGGUGGGGAUGGUUGCAUGGGCGGGGAUGGUUGCAUGGGCGGGGAUGAGUGCAUGGGCGGGGAUGGUUGCAUGGGCGGGGAUGAGUGCAUGGGCGGGGAUGGUUGCAUGGGCGGGGAUGAGUGCAUGGGCGGGGAUGGUUGCAUGGGCGGGGAUGAGUGCAUGGGCGGGGAUGAGUGCAUGGGCGGGGAUGAGUGCAUGGGCGGGGAUGAGUGCAUGGGCGGGGAUGGUUGCAUGGGCGGGGAUGGUUGCAUGGGCGGGGAUGGUUGCAUGGGUGGGGAUGGUUGCAUGGGCGGGGAUGAAUGCAUGGGCGGGGAUGAGUGCAUGGGCGGGGAUGAGUGCAUGGGCGGGGAUGAGUGCAUGGGCGGGGAUGAGUGCAUGGGCGGGGAUGAGUGCAUGGGCGGGGAUGGUUGCAUGGGCGGGGAUGGUUGCAUGGGCGGGGAUGGUUGCAUGGGUGGGGAUGGUUGCAUGGGCGGGGAUGGUUGCAUGGGCGGGGAUGAGUGCAUGGGCGGGGAUGAGUGCAUGGGCGGGGAUGGUUGCAUGGGCGGGGAUGGUUGCAUGGGCGGGGAUGAGAGCAUGGGCGGGGAUGGUUGCAUGGGCGGGGAUGGUUGCAUGGGCGGGGAUGAGUGCAUGGGCGGGGAUGAAUGCAUGGGCGGGGAUGAGUGCAUGGGCGGGGAUGAGUGCAUGGGCGGGGAUGAGUGCAUGGGCGGGGAUGAGUGCAUGGGCGGGGAUGAGUGCAUGGGCGGGGAUGGUUGCAUGGGCGGGGAUGGUUGCAUGGGCGGGGAUGGUUGCAUGGGUGGGGAUGGUUGCAUGGGCGGGGAUGGUUGCAUGGGCGGGGAUGAGUGCAUGGGCGGGGAUGAGUGCAUGGGCGGGGAUGGUUGCAUGGGCGGGGAUGAGUGCAUGGGCGGGGAUGGUUGCAUGGGCGGGGAUGAGUGCAUGGGCGGGGAUGAGUGCAUGGGCGGGGAUGAGUGCAUGGGCGGGGAUGAGUGCAUGGGCGGGGAUGAGUGCAUGGGCGGGGAUGGUUGCAUGGGCGGGGAUGGUUGCAUGGGCGGGGAUGGUUGCAUGGGCGGGGAUGAGUGCAUGGGCGGGGAUGAGUGCAUGGGCGGGGAUGAGUGCAUGGGCGGGGAUGAGUGCAUGGGCGGGGAUGAGUGCAUGGGCGGGGAUGAGUGCAUGGGCGGGGAUGAGUGCAUUAUACACAGUGUGGACACACCUCCUCCCUUGCAAUCCUCGUUUUGCUCCCAUGGACUCCGUAAUCUCCUUCAACCAAUCCCAUCCAUCCCACCCCGGCCAUUCAACCCUCUCCGUUGCCCAUCCCUCCAUGCAGCACGCAUCUGCAGUGCGCCCUCACAGGCAGCACCACCACGCACACAGCAGCAGCCAUCCGCCGCCACACCGCAGGCCACCACUUUCAAGCUGCUCUUGCCAGAUUGGAGCCCAACAAGGCUGCUGUGCAGCGACUGGAUCAG
Molecule: messenger RNA, 2939 nt
Organism: Closterium sp. Naga37s-1
Lineage: Eukaryota; Viridiplantae; Streptophyta; Zygnematophyceae; Desmidiales; Closteriaceae
Source: the annotation of a GenBank genome assembly